Molecule: messenger RNA, 1006 nt
Organism: Coffea eugenioides
Lineage: Eukaryota; Viridiplantae; Streptophyta; Magnoliopsida; Gentianales; Rubiaceae
Exons: 5
Coding region: 437-862 (141 amino acids)
Source: RefSeq, a predicted model, not a curated record
AUUAUUAAAUUUUUCACAACUUUAGAUUCACUUCCAUUUCAUAGAUUCCAACUCCAACCGUCUGCCACAACAUCUCUACAUACCAAUAUGGUGGCGCCGCCUCCUUCACCACCAGCACCAGCACCACUACCAGCACCCCUUCCGCCUAUAACCGGUGGCAGAUUGGCAGCUACUUGAGUCUCUCUGAUAGUGCAGGAACGUGUCCAAAAUUUCCCUUUAGACAUUUUGGAAAAAAAAUCCCAGUAACCUUCUCACCCGUCCAAUUCGUUGUCCAAACUCCAAACUCUAUUUAUCUGCUGCCGUUACUAAUUUGGAAAACUUGUCAGUAUUUAAGACAUCCAAACCAAACCCCCACCCCCGGGGCUCAAGCCCGCUCCUCCUUUGCAAAAACCCGACACUCGGAGAAAAAGACAUCAGUAAUCAAACAAAGGCUACAAUGGCUUCAACUUCAGCAUCAAAUUCCGGGCUUCAUUCUGAGUCUGCUUCAUCUCCGUCUCUGCCCCCGAACAAAGAAGAACAGGACGUGUCAAGUGAAAAUGGUGCACUCCUGGAGCCAAAGAAAGAAGAACCAUCUAAGGAUAUGGAUAACCAGGAGGACAAGAAAAAGUAUGAAAAUUAUGUAACGCAGAUGACUAGCUAUGUGACGGCUAAGUACUUCUCUGACAAGACCCUGUAUGGGGGCAAUAUUUAUGAUGUGAAAGUGAAUACAGAUGGACAGACUGUGAAGGCAAGCAGGUUGCCUCCACAUCAAUCCUAUGCAGAUCCUGCAAGCUUCCAUGAACUGCUGAACAGUGUAGCAAAGUCUGAAGAGGAAACAUCAGCUGAUGCUUCGAAUGGGAAGCACUCUGGGAAGAAGAACUGAUGUAAUUCUUGCAUCAUAAAGGAUACCAUGGAAUCAAACCUUUUAUCAAAAAAGUAGAACUUAUGUUAUUAUGCCAGAAACUUAAAAUAAAUCCAUGGAAUUAUGUCCUUUUUGAAAUCAAAUGACAAACUUAAAGUUUAGCUU